AUGCCCAUGGGCAAUGUCAGGUGCCAGAGCUGCCAAACGAUUUGCGGUACACCUCGGCUGCCGCAGGAUGUCGCCACACGGUUUUGCUGCGAAGCGAUGGGCAAGCAGUUGCAUUUGGAGCAAAUGAACAUGGUGCCAGUGUUGAGCGCUCCUUUGCGCUAUACAAGCGCUGCGGCUGGUAACUGGCACACGGUCUUGUUGCGAAACGAUGGGGAAGCGGUGGCCUUCGGCCGGCGCACGGAGGGCCAGUGCAAUGUUCCUGCGCUGACUGUCGCGGGGCUGGUGCAAUCCAAGCUGUGCAACGCAGACACCAAAGAGGCGUCUGUCCAAGCUGGCAGCCCCAGCCCUGUUCGUCGAUUGGGCCGAGCACGGCGCCAACUGCAGCCCGCAUUGAAGCUUGCAGCGAGAGAGUUGAGAUACGUCGCUGUGGCUGCAGGAGCAUUUCAUACUCUACUUCUGCGAAGUGAUGGUGUCGCUGUAUCCUCAGGAUCUUACAAGUCCUUGGGGCUGAUUCCCAAACUUCCAGCUGGAGUUAAGUAUGUUGACGUGGCAGCGAAUUUGGAGCACACAUUGUUGCUCCGCAAUGACGGGCACGUGAUUGCCUGUGGGCCGGACGAUGGAAGCGAACGGCAGCAGAUUCCUCUGCUCGAGGUGGGUAAGAAGUACGUAGCCAUAGCUGCAGGAGCUCAUCAUAGCGUACUGCUACGCUGCGACGGGGCAGUCGUUGCUUGCGGACACAACGGUGAUGGUCGCUGUGAAGUUCCACCUCUGCCACAGAAAGCUCAUUACACCUUUGUUGCAGCUGGCCUGCGACAUACAGUGGUUUGGAGGAGUGAUGGGAUCGCCCUGGCUUUUGGCAGCAGCUCGCUUCCAGCAGGUAGCCAGCGCGUGCAGGCUGGGCCUUGUGACAUACCACACGAGGCUGCAGCAGCUGCUCAGAGGUUCCCGAACAGGAACGGCCAGAUUCGGCAGCAACUUUCCAGAAACGCCAGGAUCUGUUCUGCCAGUACCGAAGCCGCAGUGAACUUGGACUCAAAGAAGCCCAAGAAGGAGUCGCCAUUUGUAUUAGAAGGCGGACUUGGUCUGCAUUGA
This is a messenger RNA of Symbiodinium pilosum, 1092 nucleotides long. The record is from the annotation of a GenBank genome assembly. Lineage: Eukaryota; Dinophyceae; Suessiales; Symbiodiniaceae.